AUGGGGCUCUCCGGAACAGCAGUUCUCACUGUGUUAGUGGCAUUAUCAGCAGGCUGCUACGUUUAUGGGAUGGAUACAAUUCUAGAAAUGGUAGUGAACUUCCAGCCCACACUGAUGGGGGUGACCAAGGCCCUACUUGGGGUAGCAGGGGUGACAGCAAUGGCUGCCACCCUCUGUAACAUGCCUGUGUCGUGGUUCAUGUCAUCAGAUAAAGCCACACUAAACUACUUAGAGAAGGCCAAGAUACAGACUUUAGAUUCUCAACCAAGAAAUAUCACAGCAUCAGAAUUGUGGAAAAAAAAUGGUGUGGUCAUGAUGGCUGUAAGACGGCCUGGAUGAUCUUUGUGUAGGGAGGAGGCCCUCGGGCUCUCCUCCCUGCUGGAAGACCUCAACACUCAUGGAGUGAAGCUGUAUGGUGUCGUACAUCAAACUCUGGGUGUCAAGGAUUUCCAGCCAUUUUUCAAAGGUGAAAUUUUCUUGGAUACUGAAAAAAUCUUUUAUGGUCCCAAAGAAAGAUGGAUGCCGUUAUUUGGUUUAUUUCGUGUGAAUUUUGUACAAAAUCUUAUCAGAGUGUAUAGGAAGAAAAUUCCAGGCAAUAUGGAUGGUGAGGGACGAUUAAUGGGAGGUGUGUUUGUGAUUGGACCAGGUAACCAGGGUAUCCUUUACCAGCACCAGGAGAGAGAGUUUGGAGAUCAUGCUGAACUGGAAGAGGUGCUGAAGGCAGUCAAAAAUAUCAAAACACCUCCCUCCAAUCUAUAAGUCACUUCAGAAUUGCUAAAAAUUUCGUGAACAAAUAUUAAACAUAGUCCCUAAUUAAAAUAUUCUUGAUUCAAUUUAUAUUUAGUUUUUUUUUUUUUUUUUUAGUUUUUCUAUAUUUGAAAAUAUAGUCCAAAUCUGUUACUUGUUACAUGUCCUGUGUCUAUCCUGCAGACUACAUGUACCUGGUUUUAACAGUUUCAAUGCUUCCUUUUAAUUAAGAAUAUCUGAUCGUCAUACAGCAGGUAUUUUAUGAUCUGCUGAUUUUAUUCAGUGUUUUUUUAAUGGAUAAACUUCAACUUUAACUUGUUUAAUAACACUUUGUAUUUUAUUUGUAACACUUCAUCAUUUUGAUAAAAUUUUGGUAUAAUUUAUUUUCUAUAUCUGAUAUCAUGAUCAUCUGGUAGUGUUGUGAAAAUUGAGAAUUUAUCUCCCUUGUUGGAAAAACUGAGGAUUUAUGUCUCCCCUGUUGGAAAAGUUGAGGAUUCAUUUUUCCCAUUGGAAUCAUAGCUGAUGAGUAUAAUCACGAUAUAGGUACAAUUGCCAGCAGGAUUCCUUCAAUCAUUUCAAGCUAGCUUCUCAUGUUUUUGAUACCCUUGUUUGAAAGCUAUCAUUUAUAACUUUGUUGACCUAUCAUAUUCCUUAAAGACAUUAUUUUGAUCAAACAAUAAGGAUAUCAGUUGAUAUUAUAGAUUUUUCUAUUAUGAGCAAUUGUUAUGCAAACUGCGUAAUAUUUGCGUUAUUUUUAUUUCAUUUCUACCUUGUUUCGAAUGUAAUUGCGGGUGUGGAAACGUCUAAUGUGACCAAAAAAUACAAGAUCGAAAUGUUUAAUAAAAGUGACAAUUUGUCAUGGAGAUUGUUGUGACUGUACAACAGUACUGGUAGAGAUUGAUGUUUAAUACAAUCAAAAAUCAUUUGUGGGAUGUGUUUCAACAUUUUAGUCACAAUGUAGAAGGUGUGAUAAGGAGGAUACGAAAAAAAAAAUAGAAUUUUGAAUACAACAAUUGCGCUGAUACACAGACCAGAUUUCAGGCUAGUCAUUUGAGUUUGUAUAUGGCAAGUCACAAAAUGAUGAUAAAGUUGUAGAUGUCCUGUUUGAUGUCCGCAGUUCCUGAUUGUUUGGAGUCCCUCAUGUUAGUAAAAAUUAUCAAAACAAGUCCUUAUCAUGUUAUUUUUUUUUUUUUAAUUUGAAAAAAAAAUAAUCCAUCAAAAGAGAUGUUUUCUAGAAAUUACUUAAAUCACCAGGCCUAAUGAAAUCUGAUACUGAAAUUUAUACAGCUGUAUCAGAUGGAGAACCUUUCCUGGUGUUUUAAUGCAUUGAUUGAAAAUAUUUCUAUUUUGCUUUUGGAUUAGAUAAUUGCGUCGUCUUCCUUUUCUGGUUGUUAGAGAGAUAGAAAAUUGUAUGGACGUCAAAUAUGUUUUUAAAUGUGUAUGUCAGGUGAGAAAAUAAUAAAUCGAAGUCAAAAUUUGAA
Ylistrum balloti is the source of this 2228-nucleotide messenger RNA. Its product is annotated as peroxiredoxin-like 2A. The transcript has 6 exons. NCBI's taxonomy places the organism in Eukaryota, Metazoa, Mollusca, Bivalvia, Pectinida, Pectinidae. The record is from RefSeq and is a predicted model, not a curated record.